GAGGUCUUUUUAGAAAUCGGUGGUAAAUGCGUUAGUCUGCCGGUUGCUCGGCUCAGUCAGAAACAGAGAUGCUGUGCAACAAGGUUGAUCUCGCGUUCGUGCUUGGUUUACUCGCGUUUGCACACGGGAUGCCUGCGGAUAGUCAGAGUAACGAGAGGCUUCCGUUGAUUCAGUUCACCAACGGUGGAAUCCGAUUCAAUUUCGCGGGCUACCAUGCUGCAGCCGGGUUGGGUGGUCUUCUAACCGGGUCGAAUACAGGUGGUGGUCUCCAUGCCAGCGUGGGGACGCCAUGGGGCGGCCAUGCGGCCGCUGGUUUGGGCGGCACACUCAAUGGCGACAAUGCGAAUGCUGGGGGAGGGCUUUAUGCGAGAGCCGGGCUUGGGAACGGAAGACACGAAGCCGCGGCCGGAUUAGGCGGCUUGCUGGACGGAAGUGGGAGGUCAGCACCUCUUAGGGGAGGCCUGUACGCCGGUGCCACCACUGGAACCCAUGGACUCGGAUUCACAGCUGGAGAAAUCCCUAGAGAUUUGUUCGGUGCUGGACCCAGUGACGGACCCAGUGAUGGGCCGAGUAAUGGACCUAAUGGACCUAGUAAUGGACCUAAUGGACCUAGUAAUGGACCGGAUAAUGGACCAAACGAUGGAAAAGAUGGAGAAGGAAGUAAUGGGAAAGGGCCGAGCAGGGGUACGUCGCAUAUUCAAAUAAUCUCCCGUUCGGGAAAAAACUCGAAAAAGAAGAAUGAAAUAUCUAAGGAGGCUCCGAAACAAGAAGCUGAUUUUUCGUCGAGUAAAGAGAUACGUGAAGUAUUACCCAUCGAGCCGGCGCCUCUCGCUCAAUUAGCCCCUGUUUUAUCCAAAGAGACGAACGAAAUCGUACAAGUUGAUGUUCUUCCUCGUCGAAGCAGAUUCUUUCAGAGGAAAAGGCUGAGGGGGUCUAGAGCGAAGGUGAUAGAGGAGAAUACAGAAGAGGAUCAAAAUUCGAAUAUUCAAAAGCGUCAGACAAUUUAUUACUCGGAUAAACCUGAUUCUUCGGAUAGAAUUAUGACGAUACCGAGUGGGAACAAUAAUGGCUUCUUCGAUGAUAUUUUUCAGAUACCAAUAUCAACGCUGAACGCUGUAAACCGGUUUUUAAACAAUAGUACUGGUUAAUUUAACUUUCGUGUAAACGUCCAUUCCUCGUAUUUUAUAUUUACAAUUAACGAUAAUGAAAUAUAAUUAUUUCAAGAGAAUAGUAGUAGAUGAUAAUUCCUUAAGAAAGUUUCUUAAUAAAAUAUAUUAUAAAUAUA
Molecule: messenger RNA, 1285 nt
Organism: Apis laboriosa (Himalayan honeybee)
Lineage: Eukaryota; Metazoa; Arthropoda; Insecta; Hymenoptera; Apidae
Exons: 7
Coding region: 69-1148 (359 amino acids)
Source: RefSeq, a predicted model, not a curated record